AUGAGGGCGCGGUGGAUAGUCGUGGCGUUGCUGGUGCUGGGCGCGGCGGGCGAGCCGCGCUCGCCGCACAGUUCGCCGCACGGUUCGUCGUACAGCUCGCCGCGCCCGCGCUACUGGUCGCGAGGCGCCCGCACGCUCGACGACCGAGCGCCCAGCCAAUUCGUCGGUCCCCACGUGUGCCGGAGCCGCAACAGCACGCACUGCUGCCCAGGCUGGACUUCGAGGCCCAACUCAUUACUUUGUGUAGUCCCAAUAUGUCGACCGGACUGCGGCUCGCCAGGCUCAUGUGUGGCGCCCAAUAUGUGCCGGUGCCCCAAUGGCAUAGAAGCGCCUUCUUGUGGCAAUGGUGGAGGAUUCUAUCCCUAUUCCGCAAGAACACGAGGGGGGUGUCGCCGCAUAUGUAUGAACGGUGGUACAUGCACAAAUGGGUCUUGUGCUUGUGCACCUGGAUGGAGUGGGGAGUUCUGUACUGAACCGAUCUGUCGCGAGCCGUGUCUUCAUGGCGGCCGCUGCAUCGCACCGGACAGGUGCGUGUGUUUCCACGGACUGUCCGGCACGAGGUGCGAGAUUGACCGAAGAACAGGGCCGUGCUACACGGAGACGCGUGGUGCGCUGUGCACGGGGGCAUUGGAGGGUGUGGUGUGCACCAAACAGCUGUGCUGUGCCACCGUGGGUGUGGCCUGGGGCCACCCCUGCGAGCGCUGCGCUGAUCUCGACUGCCCCACAGGGCACCUGCGCAACCUAGCCACCAAGGAGUGUCAGGAUAUAGACGAAUGUGCCGCCGUGCCGGGUCUCUGUGAAGGAGGACGUUGCAUUAAUUCCAUUGGAUCAUUCUCUUGCGAAUGUCCGCCGGGACAAAGAAGGCACAGGGUCUCGAACAACUGCGAGGACAUCGACGAAUGCGAGGAUCCUGAUAUUUGUCCGAAUGGAAAGUGCGUUAAUACGGAGGGGGAUUAUUACUGUCUUUGUAACCCCCAUUUCAUACCAAGUCCGGACAAGAAGUUUUGUAUUGACGGUCGCGUGAGCAGCUGCUACACGUACCUGAGCGAGACGGGCGAGUGUGGCGAGCGGCUCGGCGUGCCGCUGUCCAACCGCGACUGCUGCUGCGGUUACAACAUGGGCCGCGCCUGGGGCGACCUGUGCACACCCUGUCCACCGCGCGGCUCCACUGAAUGGACUCAUCUUUGUGGUGGUGGCGUGAUUCCACCUGAUUGGCGACGAAAUGAUACAAGCGGUGGUGGAAUCGGUAGUGGUAGUGAAACCGCCCAGCCUAUUGCCAAGAUCAAUGAAUGUAUGCUAAGAGAAGGAAUCUGCGGGCUCGGUGAUUGCGUUGAUAAGGAUAUUGGAUACCAGUGCGAAUGUUGGGACGGUGCGGAGGCAGCCGAACAAGAUGGCAACCCGACUUGUAUUGAUAUCGAUGAAUGCGCACUCGAAUAUUGUAAAGGUGGCACUUGCAUCAACAAACCAGGGGGUUUCGAAUGCAGAUGUCCACCUGGUUUCGAUCCUGUUGAAAAUGGACUAAGAUGUAGUGACAAGAAUGAAUGUGAGAUGACCAAUGGCGGCAUGUGUACAAAUGGAGUAUGUACUAACGUUGAUGGAGGUUUUGAAUGCACAUGCAACCCGGGCUACGAGUCUACGGAGACCGGGCACGCGUGCCGCGACGUGGACGAGUGCGGCGACAACCCGCGCGUGUGCCGGCGCGGCCGCUGCCGCAACACGCCCGGCUCUUACGAGUGCAGCUGCGAGCCCGGCUUCGCGCCCAGCGCCGCCGGCUAUUGCGCGGACGUUGAUGAGUGCGCUGACGCCUCCGGCGGGCGGUGCGUGAACAGCGAAGGCUCGUUCCAGUGCGUGUGCGAGGCGGGCUACCGGCCGACGGCGGCGCGCGGCGCGUGCGUCGACGUGGACGAGUGCGCGGAGCUGCGCGUGUGCCGCAACGGCCGCUGCCGCAACUCGCCCGGCUCCUUCCGCUGCGACUGCCUGCCCGGCUUUACGCUCAGCAGCGACGGACGCACCUGCCUCGAUGAGGUUCAAGAUUUAUGUUACGAGAAAUACGAAGAAGGACAUUGUACUGGACCCGGUACCACUCCGGUCACCAGGUCACAGUGUUGCUGUAGUUCUAGCAAAGGUCUUCGAUUGGGUUGGGGAGUGGCGUGUAAGGAAUGCCCCAAGCAAGGAACCAAGGAGUAUGAAAUAUUAUGCCCUGAGGGACCAAGUAAAGAUAACGGCGGCGCAGAUAUAAAUGAGUGCACAACGAUCCCAGGAAUAUGUCCUCAUGGAACCUGCGAGAAUCUGGAGCCUGGUUAUAAAUGUAUUUGUGACCCUGGAUUCCAUCCCGAUGCUGAUGGAAUUUGUAGGGAUAUUGAUGAAUGUGAUAUGCAUCAGUCGUACUGUACUGGUGGACAAUGUCGAAACACAAUGGGGAGCUUCAAUUGCGUUUGUCCCCCCGGUACACGUUACGAGGCCGAAGAACAAAUCUGUCGAGACAUUGACGAAUGCGAGGGUGAGCUUGUUUUCAUCGUCAAGGAUUAUGACAGAGGGGACAUACCUCCCAUGUUCCCACUGCUCACAGAACAAUCUAAUCCCUGUGAUAAUGGACGAUGUAUAAAUACCCACGGAAGCUACGAAUGUGAAUGCGAACAUGGCUUUGUUUUGGAUGCUACGGCUCAACAUUGUCUUGACAACAGGCGCGGGUCAUGUUGGCGGCGCGUGGUGGACGGGCAGUGCGAGGGCGCGGCGCCGGGUGCGCUACUGCGCCAGGAGUGCUGCUGCAGCGUGGGGCUGGCUUGGGGGUCACCUUGUGAGCCCUGUGACCCGCAACACUGCCCCUGCCCCAAGGGAUUCGCCAAGCUGGACGGAGCAACCUGCCGCGAUGUAGACGAGUGCAUGCUGGAUCCAGAGUUGUGUAUCGGCGGUUCCUGUGUCAACACUGAUGGCUCGUAUCGCUGCGACUGUCCUCCGGGUCUAGCUCUCGACUCCACUGGUAAUCGCUGUGUGGACACACGCAAAGAGUAUUGCUAUACGGACUAUAUUGGAGGGCGUUGCACGAAUCCGUUGCAAGUGGAAGUGUAUCGUGCGAUUUGUUGCUGUUCCUCGCUCGGGAAGGCUUGGGGUGAUGGUAGAUGUGAACCUUGUCCCAAAAAAGGUACGGACGCGUAUCGCAACCUCUGUAUAUCCGACGUGAGUGGACCACCGACUAUAUGGGAUAGACCGUACCUUGGAGGACCGAACAAAACUGACAUUUGGAGCCACACAGGUCCCGGAGACGGCUUUGAUAACGAUUGGGAUGUUGACGUUAGCACUAACUUAGGCAACGGUUCGUUCGACGGAUGGGGUUCCGGGAAUGGAGUCAUACCUGGACAGAUGGAAGUUAACGAAUGUUCCGCUUUUCCUGGACUUUGUGGACACGGAAGAUGCAGAAAUAUGCUGGGAACAUUUACAUGUGAUUGCUUCCCGGGCUAUGAGAAGGACUCUAAAAACCACACGUGCGUGGACGUGAACGAGUGCGAGAUCGUGGACGGGGUGUGCGGCGCGGGCGAGUGCCACAACACGGAUGGUGGCUUCUCCUGCCACUGUCACGGCGGCCACCGCCCCGAUCCGAUCUCCAAAGUCUGCGUGGACAUCGACGAGUGCACGGAGGACAGUGCGCUGUGCCGCGGCGGGCGCUGCGUGAACGCGGCGGGCUCGUUCCACUGCGAGUGCGCGCCCGGCAUGGAGCUGGCGCCCGACCGCCUCUCUUGCAAGGACGUCGACGAGUGCUCCAUCACCUCCGGUAUAUGCAGCAACGGCGCAUGCGAAAACUUGAUGGGGACGUACCAAUGCGUGUGCGACGAGGGCUACGCGCAGUCGACGGUGAAGUCGCACUGCGAAGACAUCGACGAGUGCAGCGAAGAUCCUACACGCUGCCAGCACACCUGCGUCAACACGCCCGGCUCCUACCACUGUACCUGCAGGGAGGGGGGGACGCUGCGCGCGGACGGGCGCUCGUGCCGCGACGUGGACGAGUGCGCGGCGGGCGCGCGCGUGUGCGGCGGCGGGCUCUGCCGCAACACGCCCGGCUCCUACCGCUGCGACUGCGCCGAAGGCUUGCUGCCCUCACCACCCGAUGCCAAGCCCACGUGCCUCGACAUCGACGAAUGCGCUGACAUCCCGGAUCUAUGUGGAGCGGGUGAGUGUCGCAACACAAUCGGUAGCUUCGUGUGCCGCUGCCCGGACGGCUACAGUGUGAAGCCGGAGCUGGGCCCCGCUUGCUCAGACGACGAUGAGUGCGAGCUCGGUACUUGCGAUUGCCAUCCUGCCGCCGAUUGUAUCAACCUGCCGGGUUCGUUCCAAUGCCGAUGUCGCGAUGGAUGGCGCGGCGAUGGAACAGAGUGCGAAGACGUAGACGAAUGUCUCACCAACAACGGCGGGUGCCACCCGCGAGCGAGCUGCCGCAACACCGACGGCUCGUUUGUGUGUCUGUGCGAUACGGGAUAUAAGGGAGACGGGUACUCGUGCGUGGACAUCGACGAGUGCUCGAACGACCCGACGCUGUGCGAGAACGGUCACUGCAGCAACACGCCCGGCGGCUACGAGUGCGAUUGCGACGUCGGCUUCACCAAGUCCGCCGAUGGCCGCUCUUGCUUAGACAUGGACGAGUGCGCGACGUUCGAUAACGUGUGCGUGUUCGGGCGCUGCGUCAACACGUACGGCAUGUUCAAGUGCAUCUGCGACAAGGGAUACCAGUCCGACAGCGUUGACGAUCUGAUGCCGGGCUUCAACUGCACUGACGUGGACGAAUGCAAGUCGCCCCAGUCGUGCCAGUACGGCACGUGCGUCAACACACAGGGCUCGUACAUAUGCCGCUGUCCGCCCAAUUACGAACUCGUAUCUGACGGAACCGCCUGCUAUGAUUCAAGAAAAGCGCGCUGUUAUGGCAAAGUGGACUUAAGGUCUGGGACAGAGCACUGUCGCGAUAGCGAUGAGUUGUCCGAGGACGGAACUAUGGCAGCCUGCUGUUGCUCUGUUGGUGCUGCUUGGGGUAACUAUUGUGAUCUGUGCCCGGAACCAGGGUCUGAAGCGUAUAGACAACUUUGUCCAGGAGGUCCGGGAUAUCAACCAGUUCUGGAGCCUCCGUCGUACGUGGUGACGCUGGCGGACAUCGACGAGUGCGCGCAGCACCCGGCGCUGUGCGAGCACGGUACGUGCACGAACACGUUCGGCUCGUUCGUGUGCGCGUGCGGUGCGGGCUGGCGGCUGGCGGACGGGCCGCGCUGCGAGGACGAGGACGAGUGCGCGCAGCCGGGCGUGUGCACGCCAGGCCUGUGCCGCAACCUGCCUGGCUCCUACGUGUGCCUGUGCCCCGAGGGCUACGUCGCCAUGCCCAACGGAAAGGAAUGUGUCGACGUUCGUCAACGUCAGUGCUACAUGGACUGGGAUCCGGAAACUGGGGGAUGUUCCGCCGCAGUGGGAGUUCCGCAGACUAAAUACCUCUGUUGUUGCUCCGUCGGCAAGGCCUGGGGAGCUCCUUGUGAAGCAUGUCCCGAUAAAGGCUCGCAGGAGCACAUGGCACUGUGUGGCGAGAAACCUGGUGAAUACAUCAACCCGAUGACGAACGAGACGAAGCCAAUCAACGAGUGCGACAUCAUGCCGCAGCUCUGCAAGCCCGGCUCGUGUCACGACACUCCUACUGGCUUCCAAUGCGGCUGCGACCACGGGUACGAGCACGACAACACGUCGCACCUGUGCCGCGACAUUGACGAGUGCGCGGGCGGGGGCGGGGUGCGGGCGCCGUGCCGCGGGCUCGCGCAGUGCGCCAACCUGCCCGGCGCGUUCGAGUGCCGCUGCCCGCCCGGCUACCGGCUCGGCGCCACGCUCGACGAGUGCGAGGACGUCGACGAGUGCGCCGACGAGACGCUCUGCGAGCACGGCGAGUGCAGGAAUACCGUCGGUUCCUAUAGGUGCGAAUGCGCCCCGGGCUACUUGUUGCGGGACGGCACGUGCCGGGACGUGGACGAGUGCACGCGGCCGCGGCCGCUGUGCCGCAACGGCACGUGCGAGAACCGGCCCGGCUCCUACAUGUGCCACUGCGACCCCGGCUUCAAACCCGGCGCAAACAACGACUGCAUCGACAUCAAUGAGUGCCGCGAGGGCGGCAUGGUGUGCCGCAACGGGCGCUGCCGCAACACGGCCGGCUCGUUCCGCUGCGAGUGCGCGCCCGGCUACACGCUCACCGCGGACGCGCGCAACUGCCGCGACGUGGACGAGUGCAGCGAGCUGCCCGCGCCCUGCGGCCGCGACGGCGCGCCCUCCUGCACCAACACUAACGGCGGGUACGAGUGUGCGUGCGGCGUCGGCUGGCGACUAGCAGGCCGCCGCUGCGUAGACCGCGACGAAUGCCGCGAGUUGCCCUACGUGUGCGCUGGCGGUGACUGUCACAACUUCAAUGGCGGCUACCGAUGCGACUGUCCUCCUGGUUGGAGGUUCGAUAAGACGGCCGCCAUAUGUGUGGACGAGAGGAAAGAGCUUUGCUACGACGAGUGGGAGAGCGGUCGCUGCCACAAGGCGCGGCCUUUGCAACUCAGCAGGCCGGAUUGUUGCUGCUCUGAAGGAGCUGCUUGGGGCAGAUAUUGCGAGCGUUGCCCCACUCCAGACUCUGCGGAAUUCUUGAGAAUUUGUCAAGGUGGAAUGGGUCGUCCAAAUCUGACUCAGGACCUGGAUGAAUGCAAAGUGCGUCCUGAUGUAUGCAAGGGCGGGCAUUGUAUCAAUACGGAUGGUUCGUUCCGGUGCGAGUGUCCGGAUGGGUACGUGCUGGACAGCUCUGGACUCGUGUGCGUGGACGCGGAUGAGUGUGCACAAGAUCCGAGAAUUUGCGGGAACGGAACCUGUUCAAAUACGCCUGGAGGCUACGAGUGUCGCUGUAACUUCGGAUUCACGCAAGGCCCGGAGCAAACGUGCGUGGACGUGGACGAGUGCGCGGAGGGGCGCGCGGCGUGCUCGUUCCGCUGCCACAACACGGCGGGCUCGUUCCGCUGCACGUGCCCGUACGGCUACCGGCUGGCGACGGACGGCGCACACUGCCGCGACCUGGACGAGUGCGCCGCCGAGCCGUCGCCCUGCCCACACGCCUGUGAGAACGUCGUCGGCUCCUACGUGUGCAAGUGCCCGGAGGGUUACCGGCGUACAUCAGCGGCACACGACGCGGUGGACGCUUGCGAGGACGUCGACGAGUGCGCGGAGCGUCGCGACCGCUGUGCGCCCGGCGUCUGCAUCAACACCGACGGCGGCUUUCUCUGUGACUGCGACGCCGGCUAUGAACCUAGCGAAGAUGGCCACGCUUGCAUCGAUCGGAGAACUGGGAUGUGUCACAGAUCAUUGGUGUCUGGGCGAUGCACACCUGAACCUUGGCCAAGGUUUAUGUCCUCCACGCCGGCAUUACCGUCACAAGUGACUAAAGCGCAGUGCUGCUGCACGCUGGGUGUGGCGUGGGGGCCGGAGUGGAGUGCAGUGUGUCCGGCGCCUGGCUCGCCGGAGCGCAUGCAGCUCUGCGCGCGGUCACAGCUGGUGGGUGGUGGCGGCGGUGGAGUGCUACCUGGUGGACUCGGCGGCGGGACACUCGGCGGCGGCGUGGACGUCUACGGUGACGUGGACGAGUGCGCUGCCAUGCCCGACCUCUGCGCGCCCGGCAGAUGCGUCAACACCAUCGGCAGUUUCCGUUGCGUGUGUGGACGUGGCUAUAAAGCGGCGGGUGAUAUUUGCGCGGAUGUAGACGAGUGCAGUAUUCGACCUCCACCGUGUGAGCAACUCUGCAAGAACAACGAGGGCUCCUACGAGUGCCUCUGUCGCUCCGGGUAUGAGAUCGACGAGGACGGCGCUAACUGUCAGGACGUUGACGAGUGCGAGAGAGGAACGCAUACGUGUCAACAGAUUUGCACGAACACAGAGGGAUCGUUUGAGUGUUCUUGCCAAGAAGGAUACGAAAAGAGGGGAGAUGCUUGCGUUGACAUCAACGAGUGCCACGAGGAGGGCGUGUGCCAGCCGCCGGGCAAGUGCGUGAACCUGCUGGGCUCGCACCGCUGCGUGUGCCCUCGCGGCUUCCGGCUGGACGUCGCGGGCACGCGCUGCCUCGACCGCGACGAGUGCGCCGACGGCCGCUGCCAGUCGCCUUGCCGGAAUUACGCCGGCGGCUUCCGCUGCGAUUGUCCGCCAGGCACGGUGCGCGCGGGCGGUGCUGGCGGGGGCUGCGUGCCGCAGGACGCGUGCGCCGCCGCGCCGUGCGGCUCCUCGCCGUGCUUCCCGCUGGCCGGCGCUUACCGCUGCGGCUGCCCCGCCGGCUACGGCUGGGACGCCGCCCACGGAGUCUGCCUGCAGCUGGCUGGCGGCUGUGCGACCGCGAGCUGCUUGUUCGGUUGCACUACAUUUGGAGAAUCGUACCAGUGCGGCUGUCCGGCUGGCUAUCAACUUGUGGGAGCGGGUCACUGUCUCACAGCGCUGGAUGGCGCUCUACCACCGGACGAUAUCGGAGAUGCGCCUGUGUUCCCAGUUAGGGAUCAGUACAAGAUUGGUGGGAAAAACGAGCUCAUUUCGACUGAAGGAUGUUUCAGUUGCAAGAUGAACGGUCGCCACAGAAGAGCCCCGGAAGAAGGAAUCGUUUUCGCGAACGGUACAACCUACGUCAGAAGGCGCAGCAGACGCAGCAGGCGUCGUCGGUCAAUCCUCGAACCUGAAGUUGAGUUAAUAGUAGUAACAGCUACACCCAAACAAACUUGGGGUCGGGCACCAUUACUGCGCUUGGUUCCGGCGGAAGGCGGAGCGAAGCCACACUACCGCAUCGCGUACGGAGAUGAUAACAAAGACUUCGUUCUCUCUAAACGGGACGGAGCCUGGGCCCUGCGGCUGAGGAGACACCUCAAGAGUGAAGCUGUGCUUGAGCGACAGCUGGAGCUGGAGGCGCGGUUUGUUCCCGUGCCCGAGAUGGGAAGAAAGAGGAACAGGCGACAAGUGAAUAUCAAUAUACCGUCGCCGCUCAGACUCUACGUGUCCAUACAAAUCGCCCCGCCUAAACGUUGA
Parnassius apollo (apollo) is the source of this 9045-nucleotide messenger RNA. Lineage: Eukaryota; Metazoa; Arthropoda; Insecta; Lepidoptera; Papilionidae. The record is from the annotation of a GenBank genome assembly.